This is a messenger RNA of Cucumis melo (muskmelon), 699 nucleotides long. RefSeq names its product protein RKD4. Lineage: Eukaryota; Viridiplantae; Streptophyta; Magnoliopsida; Cucurbitales; Cucurbitaceae. The coding region runs from base 1 to 699 and encodes 232 amino acids. Gene Ontology annotation, molecular function: DNA-binding transcription factor activity. The transcript has 3 exons. The record is from RefSeq and is a predicted model, not a curated record.
AUGGACUCCAAUCCUCAAACCCUUCACAACAUUAUUCCACAGUUCGACUUUGAAUGGCUACACGAAGAUCUUUUCCCACUCCACAAUGAAUUAGAUGAGCUUCCACCUUUAGAUAACGAUGAGCUUUUGGAUGUGAAUUCACGUUCAUUAUUACCAUUCCAUUUGGACGAUAAUGAUGUUUUGGAGUUUGACAGUGAAUUUUUGUCGAGGGAGUUGGAGAUGGUUGAAAUCGAAAGAAAUGGGUUUUCAUCAACUUGGAAAGAAGAAGAAGAAGAAGAAGAAGAAGAAGGUGAAAAGAGGUUGAGAUUAAUGGGAAAUAAUAAUGGGAAUAAGAGGAGAAAAGGUAGUUUUGUGUUGGGAUUGGAAGAGAUUCGAAAGUACUUUCAUAUACCAAUAUCAAAAGCAGCAAAAGAGAUGAAUGUUGGGUUGACAGUGCUUAAAAGAAGAUGUAGACAACUUAAUAUCAUGAGAUGGCCUCAUAGAAAACAUAAGAGCUUGAAUUCUCUCAUCCAAAAUGUGAAGGAAAUGGGGUUAACAAAUGAGGUAAAAGGGUUAGAGGAGCACAAGAGGCUACUGGAGGAAAUGCCAAAUAUGGACCUCACCCACACAGUCAAAAGGCUAAGGCAAGCUUGCUUCAAAGCCAAUUACAAGAAAAACAGAAGACUUAGGUCCAAUAAUAUUGCUUCUCUUCAUCACUAA